Ipomoea nil (Japanese morning glory) is the source of this 942-nucleotide messenger RNA. RefSeq lists its product as uncharacterized. Bases 1 to 942 code for a protein of 313 amino acids. Gene Ontology annotation, molecular function: catalytic activity. The record is from RefSeq and is a predicted model, not a curated record. Lineage: Eukaryota; Viridiplantae; Streptophyta; Magnoliopsida; Solanales; Convolvulaceae. The transcript has a single exon.
AUGAGUUUCUUGAGCUGGAACUGCCGGGGAAUGGGUGGCACCCGGACAGUUCGCGAACUAUUGGGCAUCAUGUCCAAAAAGCGACCCAUGUUCGUUUUCUUGAUGGAAACGAAGGCUACUGAUGUACAGGUGGAGGAGGCACGUGUGAAGAUGGGUUUUGAUUGUAAGAUUGGUGUGGAGCAUACGGGUUUAGGUGGGGGUCUUGCUUUCUUCUGGAGGAGUGCGGAUACGGCAUCGCCCAUGAGUUACUCAACCAACCACAUUGAUAUGGAGAUAACUCUGCUCGAUCGCCCGGCUUGGAGGCUCACUGGCUUCUAUGGUGAGUCGGAUCGGUCCCGACGUCAUAUUACGUGGGACUUGUUACGGCAACUAAAGGACAGGUCAUCCCUGCCGUGGGUCGUCGUGGGCGAUUUCAACGACAUCGCAUGUCUUUCCGAGAAGAGAGGAUCACAUUCCCAUCCGACCUCGCUUAUUGAAGGGCUUAAUGAUGCUUUAGGUGACUGUCAGCUUGUUGAUUUGGGUAUGGAAGGCGGUAGGUACACAUGGGAGAAGAGUCGAGGUACCGAGUCGUGGAUGGAAGAGCGACUGGACAGGGCGGUUGCCACGACGGAGUGGUUGGAGCUUCAUGACGAGGUGGUGGUUCAAAAUAUAUACACUGUGUUCUCGGAUCAUUGUGCGCUGUCGGUAAGCUUUGACCCGGGGGCUGCCAGAGCACAUUCUGGUUCUUUUAAAUUUGAAACCGCUUGGCUCUUGGAGGAGGGAUGUGCCAAGGUUGUUGACGAAGCCUGGCGCUUAUCCGCGGGCUUAGACUUCCAGGAGCCAGGAGCGUCUUGCCAUGUGUGGCGAGCGACUAUGGAGGUGGGGAGGAGAACAUCAUCGGCGAUUUGGCAACCGCAUCCAAAUUUUGCGCCGAACCUUGGCUCGUUUAAAGGAGGAUCAUAG